Messenger RNA from Notechis scutatus (mainland tiger snake), 805 nucleotides. The record is from RefSeq and is a predicted model, not a curated record. Lineage: Eukaryota; Metazoa; Chordata; Lepidosauria; Squamata; Elapidae.
CAACUGAAGGAGCUGCCGCUGCAGACCACACCUGAGCAGGACAGCAUCCUGAGCCUCUCGGCCCGCUGCCUCCUGCUCACCUGGAGGGACAACGAGGAGCUCAUCCUCCGGAUCCCCACCCACGAAAUUGCCGCUGCUUCCUACCUGAGGGACGAUGCGCUGCACCUGCUGGUGCUGAAGACAGGCCUGGGCGUUGACCCGGUUCCUGCAGGGGGCCCGCUGGAUGUUUAUCCCGGAAUCCCGCAACCGGACAAGAAAUACCUUGCAGGAGCCGCUGCUGAGAAGAGACCCUCAGACUCCCGGCAGCUGGGCUGCCCCAUGGAGCGGCGCCACACCAUCUGCAGCCUGGACUGGCGCAUGUCUCGUGGGGGGUCAGAAGGGCGUCCGAGUGGCGGAGGGAGCCUGGAGCGCAAGCAGGCCACAGGCAGCUGGGAGAAGAGGCAGCGGACCAGCAGCGGCACCGGGAGAGCCUUCGGCAGCUGGGAGCCCCGGCAGAACCACGGGGGCAGCUGGGAGCGCCGGCACGGCAGCCAAGCCGGGGGCAGCUGGGAGCGCGGGAAGACCUAUGGCAGCUGGGAACACCGCCACACAGGUGCCAAUCCCCUGGAUCCCAAGGAGACCUGCCCAGACGCCUACUGCAACCUGGUCAUCUUGGCCGUGGCCAAUCGAGAUACCGCCGAGGAGUCGUGUGCUCUGAUAUGCCAGGUUUUCCAGAUCAUUUACGGUGACCAAACCAUUGAGUGUGUGGAUCGGGCUGGCUACCAUUACACCUCCACCCCAAAACGUCCUUGGCUGUCCAGCCGGA